Molecule: messenger RNA, 1059 nt
Organism: Neoarthrinium moseri
Lineage: Eukaryota; Fungi; Ascomycota; Sordariomycetes; Amphisphaeriales; Apiosporaceae
Exons: 2
Coding region: 1-1059 (352 amino acids)
Biological process (GO): carbohydrate metabolic process
Molecular function (GO): hydrolase activity, hydrolyzing O-glycosyl compounds
Source: RefSeq, a predicted model, not a curated record
AUGAUGAAGUACUUCGCGCUAACACUGGCAGCCAGCGUGUGCACGGCUUUACCUUCUGCGGUCGACGAUAGGCUUGGCCGCAAAGAUGCCAGACCAGCAUUAAGUCUAAGCGACAUCACCAAGAUCGAGCAGUCUGGCCUCACAGCACGGGCUGCGUUCAGUCCCACGUUAGGUGUCAACUUUCCUGAUCCAGCACUGAUCUGGGGAGACGGGUCAUGGAAAGCUUACGGAACCUCAUCCAAUGGAAAGAAAGUGCCUGUUGCCACAUCCAACGACGCACUUUCUUGGACACUCACCGGAAAUGACGCUCUGCCAAAUGUGGGCAGCUGGGUAGAUUCAGGUGAUACGGCUAUAUGGGCUCCAGACGUGCAGAAAAAUGAUGCGGGGACGUAUGUGAUGUAUUACACCGCCCAUCAGUCCGGUGGCACACAUUGCAUUGGCGUUGCAACUUCUAGCACCGCCAUUGGACCAUUCACCCCUCAGGCCAGCCCUCUCAUAUGUGACACUGCUGGCGGCGGCGCUAUUGAUGCCUCUGGAUAUGAUGACGGAGUGAAUCGGUGGAUCACAUGGAAAGUGGACGGUAAUAACCUCGGAGGCGCCACUACAUGUCAAGGAGGAACGCCGUCGGGAGCCUACAAGCCGACUCCAAUCAAGAUCCAACGGAUGGCGCGAGACGCGCUAACACUGCUCGACAGUCCGAAGGUGAUAUUGGAUAACGAAGGAGCGGCCAAUGACGGUGUUGUGGAAGCGCCGGCACUGUACAAGGUCCAGGAUGGGCUCUUUGUGCUCUUCUAUAGCGCACAUUGCUAUGCCAGUGAUGAUUACGAUAUCGAGUACGCCUUCUCGAGCACCAUCGACGGACAGUACACAGACAGAGGGAUUCUUCUAAGGACGGUGGACAAUAAGGGAGUAUACGGACCUGGAGGGUUAGAUAUUGAUCCAAAUGGCAAGAAUGUGUUGUUUCAUGGGCGUGAUGGCCCAGGCCAGGGAGGUGGGGGGACGCGGUAUCUAUACAGUGCCGUGCUGUCCCUUAACGGCAAGGGCAUUUCAUUCCAGUGA